CCUCCUGCCUUCCACACAGAGUUCUUUAUACAUACUUUUCCCUCUGUCUGAAACCCUUUUCUCCCCUUUGUCUAGGUAGCUACUAAGCCAGUGUCCUGUUCUCAGACAGGCCUCCCUGGACCGCAAAGUCCAGGCCAGAAGCUCCUGCAAAUGUUCUCAAACACCUUGCUCCUCUCUGAAGAGCUCAUAUCCCAGGUCGUAUUCAAGCACACAUUGUGUGAUUGUUUGAUGGGUGCUCUCACUCUGCCCUCCUCUCUUCACAGUUUUUAGUGUCAGGAGUUCCUCUCUUUGUCUGCAGUGCCUGGCACAGUGCCUGGCACAUAGCAGGUGCUCAAAAUUUGUUGGAACAAUUAAUGGACGAACUCUGCUUCCCAGUCUCCCUUGAGCCAGCCAGCCAUCCGUGAGCGCCUCCAACCCAGACUGGGGCGCGCCCCUAGACUUUGGCACCUCAUCCAGGUUGGCAGGAGGCUGUGCUCUUUGGUUUGCCUAUCUCGGGUCUGCCGCCCAGCCUCGUGGACCUCGGCACCCACGCCCCGGGCGUGUCGCGCCUUCACGCUGAACCUCUUUGCAUCCGCGCGUCAGUCCCGUCUGCUACUCCAACAAGAAUCGAGUUUCGACCACGAGGCCUCCUCGCACCUCCGGACGUUGGGAACUACAGCCUCGGACCUCAAACCCACACGGGCUUACAUCUAGACCUCCAGAGCCAGAGGGAUAAAGCGCUCCAGGGAAGAAUUAGGAUAGAAGAAAUCAAAGCCACCAAGGAAUAUGACCUGUGAUGAAAAGUGGUGAAAUCUGUGACAUGGUCAGAAAAAAAAAAAAAAAGCUCAGACCGAUGGGUAGGGUGUCCUCAUGACUUCUCUUGCGGACCAUGUCCAUGAUCCUCUUUGCCUGUGUGGUAAGGGUGAGGGAUGGACUGCCCCUCUCGGCCUCCACUGACUUUUACCACACCCAGGAGUUUCUGGAAAUCAGGAGACGGCUCAAGACUUUAGCCUUGCGACUGGCCCAGUAUCCAGGUCGAGGUUCUGCACAAGGACGGGACUUCAAUAUACACUUUUCUUCGUUGGGGGAUGUGGCCUGCAUGGCUAUCUGCUCCCACCAGUGUCCAGCAGCCAUGGCUUUCUGCUUCCUGGAGACCCUGUGGUGGGAAUUCACAGCUUCCUACAACACCACCUGCAUUGGCCUAGCCUCUAGGCCGUAUGCCUUUCUGGAAUUUGACAGCGUCAUUCAGAAAGUGAAGUGGCAUUUUAACUAUAUGAGUUUCACUCAGUUGGGGAGCAGCUUAGAAAAAAUUCAGGAGGAGCUGGAGUCACAGCCCCCGGCGGUUCUCACUCUGGGGGACACAGACGCUGCAAAUGGGGUGAUGAACGGGCGCACGCAGAUGCACCUGGAGCCUGCUCCUAAUUUCCGGAUGGAACCAGUGACGGCCCUGGGCAUCCUCUCGCUUGUUCUCAACAUCAUGUGCGCUGCUCUGAAUCUCGUCCGUGGGAUUCACCUUGCAGAGCAUUCUUUACAGAUCGCCCACGAGGAAAUCGGAAAUAUUCUGGCUUUUCUUAUUCCUUUCGUAGCCUGCAUUUUCCAGUGUUACUUGUACCUGUUCUACUGUCCAGCCAGGACGGCGAAGGUGGUGCUGAUGCUGCUCUCUAUUUGCCUGGGCAAUGUGUACCUGCUUGGGCUGCGGAACCUCUGGCAGAUCCUUUUCCACAUCGGAGUGGCCUUUCUGUCCUCACACCAGAUACUGACGAGGCAGCUUCAGGAGAAGCCCUCUGACUGUGGAGUAUGAGGAGCGGACCCUUCGAUUUUCACAAGAGGGUCAUCCGUGUUUCUCUUUUGGCUUCUCGACUCCAACUCACGUUUCCAUCCUUAAAGUUCAUUUCGACCCAGGUGGACUGAUAGCAAGACUUGGGGGCUUCUAACAGGUGCAGCUGGGGGCAUGAGAUCCCUCAAUACCCAGGCCCGGUGUCAUGCUGAGCAUUGCUGCCGGCUCUCCAGUUCGGCACGUUUACCAAGGACAGCAGGCGCUGGGGGCUCGAUUCAGAACGGGCGUUAUUGGAAGAUCAGAACGGAAUUAUUUUGGCCUUUUAAACUGAAUGAUGCAAUAAACCACUAGAUUCGGUAAUACCAGUUUUAGUAA
This is a messenger RNA of Miniopterus natalensis, 2131 nucleotides long. RefSeq names its product SEC22 homolog C, vesicle trafficking protein (gene SEC22C). Lineage: Eukaryota; Metazoa; Chordata; Mammalia; Chiroptera; Miniopteridae. The record is from RefSeq and is a predicted model, not a curated record. Gene Ontology annotation, biological process: endoplasmic reticulum to Golgi vesicle-mediated transport.